CGACAACACCAUGCUUUCAAUAUACAUUGUAUCCCUAAUUUACUCAAGUGUGUACUUUAUUUAGGCAGUUAGGCCUAUCUGUAAAUGGACUUUGGAGGUAUCGUUCGAGUCGCAACAAAAUGGAGUAACCCCUAGCCUAACGUUGUGGAUGAAGUUCGAAAUUACACAAUUUCAUGUGUAAGACAUCUGAAGACCUGCGUCACUAGACUGAUCGCUUUGCAGUUUCUAAAAUUACAUAUUUGGGUGUUUUUGGAGCGUUCAUGGUUUUUUUCGGGGCCCAAAACUACACAUCUAGGAUGAGGAAGUGAUUUGCUGUUUGGGGUUCACCAGCUCCCUCUUCAGGAUGGCCAGUCAGCGCUAAGCUAAGUAGUCGGGUGUAGCAGGCUUGACUGGAGGUAGAGGUGCCAGAGGCACCAUGGGAGAUGGAGGAGCCCUCCAUACGGAGGGGAACGCCCUUCUCAAAGCCGUCUUCCAGGGCAAGCUGCGACUGACCAGGCUCCUCCUGGAAGGGGGAGCCUACAUCAACGAAGGCAACGAGCGGGGCGAGACCCCCAUCUCUGCUGCCUGCCUGGCUGGCUACGAGGACCCCCAGAGCCGCCAGAGGAUGGUGCGCUACCUCCUGGAGAAAGGAGCCGAUCCCAACAUCCCAGACAAGUCUGGGCGGACCGCCCUGAUGCAUGCCUGUGUCGAGCAGGCAGGCAAAGAGGUGGUGUCCCUGCUCCUAGAAAAUGGAGCUGACCCCAGCCUCAAGGACUACACAGGCUCCUCCGCCCUGGUCCAUGCCAUCAACAGAGGUGACCGAGACACCCUCCAGGUCCUGCUGGAUGCCUGCAAGGCAAAGGGCAAGGAGGUGAUCAUCAUCACCACCGACACGUCACCCUCGGGCACCAAGAAGACCAAGCAGUACCUCAACUCCCCGCCAUCACCAGGGGUGGUGGACAAGCUCUCGCCCGUGGCCUGCAUGUCGCCCUCAGAGGUGGCAAUCCAGACCUCCAAUUCCCCAGCAGCAGAGAAGGCUGAGGAGGAGGACAGUAUCUUCAGCUUUGCGUUGACAUCAGCUUUACCCCUACCCUCCAAUAGAACCCUAGGGGAGAAAAGGACGCCCCCCCGCAAACUCCUGAAGAGGCUCAACUCGGAGCCUUGGGGACUGGUAGCACCCUCAGUGCUCAGCAGGGUCCCACAGGAGGAGGUUGAUGGUGGACUGGAGGAGGAAGGUGGGGGUAGGAUCAUCACUGAGAUGAAUGGUCUGUCAAUCUCGGGUCCUGGCAGGCCUCUCCUGUCUCGUCGGCACAGCAUCGAAACACACGACCCCUGCUCACCCAAACUCAUUGACCGAUCCUGCUCAGAGGACUGUGCAGCCCUUUGUAGCUCCUCCUGGGCCGACAAGGUCCAACAGCACCAGAUCCUGUACCGCAGGAACACCGCGCCUGAGUCUCAGGAAAAUACAGGCGGACCAGGGGUGGUGGCUUUACGUGCCUUGGCUCACCCCAAACUUACCCGUAUGGAGCACUAUGAGUCAGACACACACCUGUGUCCUGAGUCCAUCCCUGGAUCUCCAGACUCGGGGCGCGUGUCGGUGGAGCGGAGGAAGUACAACGCCUCGCCCCUCUCUCUGCUCACCACCUCCUCCCGGGAGUCCCUUGAGAGCAUCCCCAAUUCUGUCUCCCCCAUCACCUUGCGCAGACGGCCCCCCGGCCUCCUAGAGCGUAGAGGCUCAGGCACCCUGCUCUUGGACCACAUCUCCCACACCCGCCCUGGGUUCUUGCCCCCACUCAAUGUCAACCCCCACCGGCCCAUCCCAGACAUCCGGGCCAAUGGCAAGCCCACUUCCCCCAUCCACUCUGGUCCCAAGAUCCUGGUUCCAGUUGCCCCUGCCUCACCCAAGAGAGGCCCAGACUUCAAGAUGAAGAAGAAACUGAUGAGGAGGCACUCCAUGCAGACAGAACAGAUGAAGCAGCUCUCCACCUUCCAGGAGAUCCUGACAGAGAAGGUCAUUGAGUCCAACGGGGACUGAGACUUAAAAGGACAUGUGAGGGCAAGUUAGGGGGUACAGUGGUGGAUCUAUCUAGUUAGUCCACCAUUUUCCUAUACCAGUGCUUAAACCAGGACUACUAACGUGAAUUUGGCUCAUUCAGAGUGAGACCUCAGUCCCAUCCUUGUUCUGUGUCGAGUGCAGAUAGUUAUUUUUAUUUUUAGGUGACCUAUUUUAUUUUGUUGUGUUUCCUUUCUGUGCUGUCACAGAAAGCUGGUUGAUUGAGUAAUACGGUUUACAGAAGAUGUUCUUCUCAUUUUUCCUCAAAUUAUUUAUUAAUAUACGCGUUUGCAGUCAACAGAAAUGGAAACAUAUUUCUGUGUUUUUAGAUGUUUACACACUGCAAAAUGUGUACCAGUGUCUUGCCUAUUGUUCCGUGUGCUGAAGACAUUUUCAUCCCCUCUGAAAUCAGUCACCUUAUCUAUCUAUGACACUUUAGGUCGAAAGAACAAAUCAACAGUAGAGAUGCUAGCAACAGCUUACCUUGAAUUGUUAUUCUGAAUGUGCCGUCUUCCCGAUUUUCAAUUCUUGUAUUAGCUGCUUUAAAACAUCAAACUUCAACCUAAAAUACUCUUAUGUUGAUGGGUAUGUUUCGGGGAGAAUGAUGCUGCAUUCCAUGAAAUACUUUUCAAGACAUAUUGCUUGAAGAUUUCACUGUCAUUGUAUUGUUGCUGUUAUCUACUUUCACUGUAUUUAUUUGCCUUCACCUUUUAAUCCCUUGAUAUUUUGUGUUUUAGAGAGCAAUUUUGGCUAUAUGGUCGAACCACACGCCUGACUUACCCUGACGACUACAGUGGGAUCAACAUGUGGGACCCUUUAUGAGUAUCACACUGUAAUAAUGUUAUUAUCAAUUGAUAAAAAAAAAAAAAGUCAAUUGAAUGGCAAUUUCAUACAAAAUUCCAAAGAAAUCCCAUGAAUGCAUGAUUGUUUUCAUUGAAGUGUGUGAAUGCUGUAAGAUGGCUUUUAGAAGAAUUAACCUCAAAUAAUUGCACAUUGGUGCUAUGCGUUUCCAUAUGGAAAGAGCUCCUAGCACAUAUUAACUGUAAAUAAUGUAAAGAUAAGACAAACCUAAUUUGCUCAUGAAAUAUGUCCAUGUGCAAUAUGCUGUACUGUAAUGUCAAUGGAUUUCCUUCAUCUAUGGUGGACGUGAAGUUGUCUUUAUAAAUUGACAUUGAAAGCAAUCUGAAGCCCUUCUUAACAUUUACUGUACACCUGAUUUGCCAAAAGGGAGAGUGUGAGGCUCACAGAACUAACAUUUACAGUUACUUAGACAUUUAGAUUGUCACUUUUAAAUAAUUCAAUUUGUAUAGGGUGAGAUUUAAGAAAAUGAUUACCAAGCUUACAAUGUGACUGCUUGUUCUGCUUCCAUUUGAAAUAUUUGUCUUUAAUGAAAUCAUGUUUAUAUGCUACAUGGUUUAGUAUUGACAUCCUGUUGAUUGAACUGUAUGUUGGUUACUUGAAGUUUAAGAGAAAUACAAACAAAAAAUACAUAUUUUUGUAUGCCUGUUAGGAAAUAGAAAAGUAAAUUCUAAUAUGUAAUCUAUUUUCACGUUUGAACUUGAUUGUAAUUUGAUUGUGGAAUAAAUAUUUGUUAAAUGUUCAUAAGUGAAU
Oncorhynchus gorbuscha (pink salmon) is the source of this 3643-nucleotide messenger RNA. Its product is annotated as ankyrin repeat domain-containing protein 34A-like. The record is from RefSeq and is a predicted model, not a curated record. Gene Ontology annotation, molecular function: protein binding. The coding region runs from base 416 to 2014 and encodes 532 amino acids. NCBI's taxonomy places the organism in Eukaryota, Metazoa, Chordata, Actinopteri, Salmoniformes, Salmonidae. The transcript has 2 exons.